This is a messenger RNA of Brienomyrus brachyistius, 719 nucleotides long. RefSeq lists its product as uncharacterized. The transcript has 3 exons. NCBI's taxonomy places the organism in Eukaryota, Metazoa, Chordata, Actinopteri, Osteoglossiformes, Mormyridae. Bases 40 to 696 code for a protein of 218 amino acids. The record is from RefSeq and is a predicted model, not a curated record.
UGGCAAGUGGUUGUGUUUUGCACUUCUCGGCGUUUCAAAAUGGAGAUCACUGAAAUUAAACCAAUGAAGAUUAAAAUUAAAAUUAGCCUUAAAAUUAAAAUAACAAUUCGGAAUUUUGAGCCAAUAGUAAAGACUGAUAAGACACAGGAAGAAUGUUACACGGGGAAGGAGGAGGAGGUGCCUGUGGCGAGAGAGAGAGUGGAACAGGAAAUAAAAGAAAAGGCAAAAUCCCACUCUACUGUGAGGGUGUCUGAUAAGACAAAGGCUGACUGCAAAGAAAAACAUGAAGAUUUUCAUUGGCAACCCCAAAAUAGACCAUUGGGGAAUACUGGCACACAAAGGCCUCAGCUAAGGGGCGGCAGGGACAUGCCAAAGGGAGACAAGAAUUUUCCCACUUUACGUUCUGAUCAGCUACCCCAGAAUGGAGAGAGAGGGAACUCUGCUAUCCGAAGGCCUCUGCUGAAGGACGGGAGAGACAGGCCACCCCCGCACAAGGAGGCGGAAGGCAUGAGGAAGAGGCCCCAGCUAGCCUUCCUUGGGAAGAUGCGCAAUGAAGCAUCUCAGCUGAACAGUUGCCACCCUCUCCGUUCAGAGAAAGGCCAAAGGCGCCCAGUCAGUGAGGAAGAGCUGAUGUCGAGGGUGUAUGGGCUGAUGGGCUGGGGUCGGGGACGCAGGAUUAACAAUGGAAUGAUUUAAGUCUUCCUGUGUUUACUAGAAUA